Molecule: messenger RNA, 5912 nt
Organism: Enhydra lutris kenyoni (northern sea otter)
Lineage: Eukaryota; Metazoa; Chordata; Mammalia; Carnivora; Mustelidae
Product: zinc finger protein 211-like
Exons: 8
Coding region: 806-4264 (1152 amino acids)
Biological process (GO): regulation of transcription by RNA polymerase II
Molecular function (GO): DNA-binding transcription factor activity; RNA polymerase II cis-regulatory region sequence-specific DNA binding
Source: RefSeq, a predicted model, not a curated record
ACCUGAUAUGAUUGAUUGGUGCUAUUUUCAGAAUGUUCUUUUAUUGACAAAUAGAUACCAAAAAAGGUCAAAUGCUUUUCUUUGUCCCGGACCCAACGGACUGAAGCUCGAAACAGUGACUAACACCUCAGGCCACUUGCGUGUAAAGACUGGUAAGACCGUGCUCACUCGUUGCCCGCCACCAGUGGACGCUACCAGUGGACGUCUGCUAGAGCCGGCUUCAUAGAGUCUGAAAUAAUGCGGAAACACUCCAGCGAUCGGUAGCACCAAAGACCCUAGAGGGCACUUUAAGACUCCCCAGAAGUUGUCCGCUGCCUCUGUAAGAGGAACCGAACACCUUUCCGGACCCCAGAAGUAAAGGGUCAUUUACCUUGGGCCUAGCCUUGCUGUUUGAUCUUUUCUUUGAGAGUUCCUGGUGUUGGGCGCCCCUCUUCCCGCCUGCCUUGCCGAAGGAACUACAUUACCCAGAAAGGCUUGCGUUGAGCGGCAGCCGCAGUAGUCCAAUGAAAACCCAGAAAUGGGACACUUCCGGCAGGGCAAUCAGCCUUGAGGCGGGACUUCCGUCGUUUCCGUGGCGGUCAUUUUAGCGGUUCUGGGGUCUUCGGGCUUGGUCAGUGGAUCCUGAACACCGGUUGCGACCCAGGCGACGGAUAGAGAAGGCAUAAAAGGAGGCUUUGUCUCCGCUGUAGGAAGGUGGGUUUGGGGUCGGGGACUUCGCCGCCUGCGAGGAUCGCCUGGAGACCUCGGUGUCCGCGACUGCCGGGGCCGCUCAGCUGUCAUCACUUCGCUCCCCCGAGAGGCUCCGAUGGCGGCGGCCGCGCCCAGGGACCCGGCUGAGGUUUCCAUGGUUGCAGAAGUGCUUUUGGAACCUACACAGGGAAGUGUGACUUUUGAAGACGUGGCCCUCUAUUUCUCCUGGGAGGAAUGGGAUCUCCUAGACGAGGAUCAGAGAUGCCUGUACCAUGAUGUGAUGCUAGAGAACUUUGCACUCACAUCCUCACUAGAUGCCAACCUUCAGCAGUACCGGGGGCAGCGCACUGGAGAGAUACCCUUCAGAAAUUCUGUGGACAGAGCCUCAUUUAUAAAGAACUAUACAGUCCAGGUGUCAGGGAAGCCCUUUACCUGUGAGGAGACAGGGAAGGACUUCUUAGCCAGCAUGGGAUUUCUCCAACAACAGGUCACUCACACUGGGGAGAAGCUGAACAAUGAGUGUAAGGCUGUCUUUCACAGUGGUAAAAGUCAUCACAACUGUGGAGAAUGCAAGAAAGCCUUCAGCUGCGCAGACACACUUGCUCAGGACCAGAGAGUUAUCAGUAGAGAAGGACUCUAUGAGUGUGGCAAAUGUGGAAAAGCCUGUACCCGAAGAUGUAACCUCAUUCAGCACCAGAAAGUCCACACUGGAGAAAGACCUUAUGAGUGCAAUGAAUGUGGAAAAUUCUUCACCUAUUACUCCAGUUUCAUUAUACAUCGGAGAGUUCACACUGGAGAAAGGCCCUACGAGUGCAAUGAAUGUGGGAAAUCCUUUAGCCAAAGCUACAGCCUCAAUAGCCAUAGGAAAGUUCACACUGGAGAGAAGCCUUAUGAGUGCAGGGAAUGUGGAAAAUCUUUCAGCCAAAGGUCCAACCUCAUUCAACAUCAGAGAGUUCACACUGGAGAAAGGCCUUAUGAGUGCAGUGAAUGUGGGAAGUCCUUUAGCCAAAACUUCAGUCUCAUUUACCACAGGAGAGUUCACACUGGAGAAAGGCCUCAUCAAUGCAGUGAAUGUGGGAAAUCCUUCAGCCGAAGCUCCAGCCUCAUUCACCACAGGAGACUUCACACUGGAGAAAGGCCUUAUGAGUGCAGUAAAUGUGGGAAAUCCUUUAAGCAAAGCUCCAGCUUCAGUUCACAUCGUAAAGUCCACACAGGAGAGAGGCCUUAUGAGUGUGGGGAAUGUGGAAAAUCCUUUAGCCAUAGCUCCAACCUCAAGAACCACUGGAGAGUUCACACUGGAGAAAGGCCUAUUGAGUGCAGUGAAUGUGGAAAGUCCUUUAGCUGCAAAUCUAACCUCGUUAAACACCUGAGAGUUCACACAGGCGAAAGGCCUUAUGAGUGUGGGGAAUGCGGAAAAUCCUUUAGCCAAAGCUCCAGCCUCAUUCAGCACCGGAGAGUUCACACUGGAAAGAGAUCUACUGAGUGCAGAAAAUGCGGGAAAUCCUUUAGCUCCAAAUCUGACCUCCUUCAACACCAGAGACUUCAUACUAGAGAAAGGCCAUACAGAUGUGAAAAGUGUCCUAGGUUCUUCAGGUAUCUCUCUCAGCUACAAGCCCAUCAGAGAAGACAUAAGAACGAGAGGACAUUUACUUGUGCUGAGUGUGACAAAGGCUUCUUCCAAGCGUCAGACCUACACGUGCAUCAGAAGAUUCAUGCAGGAGAGAAGCCUUUCACGUGCAGCACGUGUGAAAAAUCCUUCAGCCACAAAACCAACCUUCUGGCCCAUGAGAGAAUCCACACAGGAGAGAAGCCCUACGAAUGUUGUGAAUGUGGGAAAUCUUUUAGCAAGAGCUACAGCCUCAGGGACCACUGGAGAGUGCACACUGGGGAAAAGCCUUACGAGUGUGGGGAAUGUGGGAGGUCGUUUCGGCAGAGCUCUAGCCUCAUUCGGCACCGGAGAGUUCACACUGGAGCAAGGCCUCAUGAGUGUGACGAAUGUGGCAAAUUAUUUGGCAACAAGUCUAACCUCAUUAAACAUCGGAGAAUUCACACUGGAGAACGGCCGUAUGAAUGUAGUGAAUGUGGGAAAUCCUUCAGCGAAAGCUCUGCGCUCCUUCAACACCGCAGUGUUCACACGGGAGAAAGGCCUUAUGAGUGCAGCGAGUGUGGAAAAUUCUUUUCCUACCACUCCAGUCUCAUAAAACACCAGAGAGUUCACUCAGGAUCAAGGCCCUAUGAGUGCAGUGAAUGUGGAAAAUCCUUUACUCAAAACUCCAGCCUCAUCGAACACCGUAGAGUUCAUAGUGGAGAAAGGCCUUAUAAGUGCAGCGAAUGUGAGAAAUCUUUUAGCCAAAGCUCUGCACUGCUUCAACAUCGGAGAGUUCACACUGGAGAAAGGCCUUAUGAGUGCAGUGAAUGUGGGAAAUUCUUUACUUACAGUUCUAGUCUCCUCAGACACCAGAGAGUACACACUGGAUCAAGGCCUUAUGAGUGCACUGAGUGUGGGAUAUCCUUCACUCAAAACUCCAGUCUCAUUAAGCACAGGAGAAUUCACACUGGAGAAAGACCUUACGAGUGCAGGGAGUGUGGGAAAUCCUUUAGCCAUAGUUCUAGCCUCAUUAAGCACAGAAAAGUACACGCUGGAGAAAGAUGUUAUAUGUGCAGUGAAUGUGGGAAAUCUUUUAGCCAUAACUCUAGCCUUAUUAAACACCAGAGAGUUCACACAGGAGAAAGACCUUAUGAGUGUGGGGAAUGUGGAAAAUCCUUUAGCCAGAGCUCCAACCUCUUUCAGCAUCGGAGAGUUCAUACUGGAGAAAGGCCUUAUGAGUGCAGUGAAUGUGGGAAAUCUUUCAGCCAAAGCUACAGCCUCAAUAACCAUCGGAAGGUUCACACUGGAGAAAGGCCAUUUGAGUGUGGAGAAUGUGGCAAAUCCUUCAGUCAAAGAUCCAACCUCAUUCAACAUCAGAGAAUUCACACUGGAGAAAAGCCCUAUGAGUGCAGUGAAUGUGGGAAGUCCUUUAAUCAAAGCUCUGCGCUCCUGCAGCACCAUACCGUUCAUACUGGAGAACGGCCCUAUGAGUGCAGUGAAUGUGGGAAAUCCUUUACCUACAAUUCCAGUCUUUUAAAACACCAGAAAGUCCACACGGGAUCAAAGCCUUACGAGUGCAGUGAAUGUAGGAAAUCUUUUAGCCAGAAUUGCAGUCUUGUUCUCCAUCUGAGAGUUCACACUGGAGAAAGGCCUUAUGAGUGCAGCAAAUGUGGAAAAUCUUUUAGCCAAAGCUCUGCACUCCUUAAGCACCAGAGAGUUCACACUGGAGAAAGGCCAUAUGAGUGCAGUGAGUGUGGGAAGUCCUUUAGGCGAAGCUCCAACUUCAGUGACCAUCGGAGAGUUCACACUGGAGAAAGGCCGUAUAAGUGUAACCAAUGUGGGAAAUCCUUCAGUAAGAGCUCUGGCCUCACUCGACACCAGAGAGUUCAUAGUGGAUUGGGCAUUAUAAAUAUGAGUGAGAAAGCCAUUAGCCGAAGCCCUUACCUCAUUGAUUACCACACAGUUCACAUGGGAAGUACAACUUAGAUAUGUACAACAUAUAUUUCCUUGUUCAGUAUAACAACAUCGAGGAGAUCUCUUUUGAGGGUACCAUCUGCCUGAAUUGAGCCUCAUACAUCCAGACAUCAAAAUAAAUUCCAGGUAUGUAGAACUGUGUUGCAUGUUUCAGCUCAGACCCAUGUGAGUUUUUAUUAUGUUGAUUCUGUAGCAGCAGCCGUUCACCUCUCCCCUGCGGGUGCCCGCAUUUGUGUCAUUUAGCCACAGUGACGUGUUCAGCAAAGUAAACCUUAGUGUUUUCCCAUUCCCUGGGUAAAUGUGAAAAGCCAGGGUACUCAUUCUUUUCUCUCUGAUUAGUUAGGGCAUGGAUGCCUCCGUUGUGUUCCAGAGGACUCCAUCUGCUGGUGGCCUGAAAAGUCAGCUUUUUUAGGGAUAUUAUUGGUCUGAUGACUCUUGUGAUGAAAUUUGCAGCCUCCAACUCACCAACCAAGGAACAGCCUUCCUGUGUAUUCUGGUUUAUGUUAUAAUAAAGGCCUUGUUGGUGUAAGACAACUUUAUCUUAAGGAUUAGAUUCACUUCAUGGGGUGGUUUCAGAAUGACAGGAGAAACAGGUGCUAUGGUUGCCCCAAUCUUUGUGUGCAUCAAGGGGAUGGAAGGAUGGUAGUUUUCUCUCUAAUUUGGCCCUUGUUUGCAUUGUUGCCCAAGGCUUCUAAGAAGAUUCUAUAAGGUUUUGUGGUUAGAUUGUAGCCUGGAUGCAGGAUGUUUCGUGGUGUCAGCACUUGCCCUGAAAAGAGGGCAGUUGUAACAACCUCUGAUACUUCUGGGGACAACAUAGAAUUGUUCUCUUGUUUGCAGGGGAUACUGCAUUGUGCCCAGCACUGGUGCAGGGAAUGUUCCUAGGCCCUGCAAAGGAGUGAUGUACUCUGAUGCCCAGAAUUCUGUGUGGUAGUGUCACUGGCUGAAAAAUGAUAGGGGGAUCAUAACUGUACACAAAUGGUGGAUUAACAGAGAGGCCAAGAGAACACGACAAACUGGUUAGAAUGUGCCUCUUUUAAAGGCUGCCUGCUGUUGUUCGGUCAGUAUGGCUGUGAAGGAUGAGCCAGUACAGAAAUUCUCAGAUCCUUCUGAACUAUGAAUCUUGUGUAGCUGAGGGCCUUAGAAAAAUCAUCUAAUGGGGGGCUCCUGGGUGGCUCAGUUGGUUAAGUGUCCGAUUCUUGGUUUCGACUCAGGUGAGGAUCUCAGGGUUAUAAGAUCAGGUCCUGGGUACAGAUCAAGCCUCAGUGCGGAGCCUGCUUGGGAUCCUCUCCCCUCUCCCUGUGCGUCCCCACACAUCCACAUUCUCUCACUUGCACGCCCUCUCUCUAGAAAGAAGUCUAACAGUUUUACAGAUUCCUGUAGCUUCUCUGCAAUGUGCACCUUAAGGUCAUUGCAACACAAGAAGGAAAACAAAGAUAGAAGGAAGGAGGAUCUCAGUCCAGCAGUGCAGGCUUUACACAGCUUGCUUUCCCGAUGACUCAGGUGGACAUGGCUUUCGUUGCUUUCCUGUAUUUGCUGCCACUGAGGCAAGGUGCUGAUCCCAGGGCAUUACAAGGGAUAUGGUGGGGUUUGCCAAACUUUUUUUUGAAAACUUUUUUUAUAUUGUAAUGCCUUUUCAGAAUAGUUAAUAAAUAAUAAAUUG